Molecule: messenger RNA, 4548 nt
Organism: Esox lucius (northern pike)
Lineage: Eukaryota; Metazoa; Chordata; Actinopteri; Esociformes; Esocidae
Gene: cdc42ep1a
Product: CDC42 effector protein (Rho GTPase binding) 1a
Exons: 5
Coding region: 2853-4043 (396 amino acids)
Source: RefSeq, a predicted model, not a curated record
AAUGACCUAGACUAGAGGAACUGUCCGACUGUCGGGCACGAGAAGUCCUAAUACUUCAUGAUAUAUUUUUUAUUAAAAAUACAGAUUUUGUGUAUUACCCUAGAAAGUACUUUCUUUUAAUCGUUACCUACCUUUGUGAAUAUCUCUUAUCCUACGUGCCGAAGGAUAGUCUUGCUUGGUUUCCCUUCAAUUCAAAUGGAGCAUAGCUUUAAGGUAACGAAGGAACAUAAUUGAAAGUCGAAAGCUGUAUCACUCCAACCCAGAUACAUCCCAAUAACUCAGGCAACCACUAAAAGUAGAGGAGAGGGAUCCAGCCUAAACGUGCCUCUAAUCAGCCGACGGCAUGGUAAGGCAGCUUCUCAGCCGCCGAUAGCCACCAGAAAACCAGUAGGCUUGGAGGAGUAAAUAACACAGACUCGGAGAGAGGAGGAAUGUCAGAGCCAGGACCAAACCCAUAAAGACUGAGACGAAAACCAAAAAAAGAGGAGUCCGGACAGACAGAAAAGUGGAAGAAGAUAUCCUAGGAUUAGUGGCUAAUCCGGGCCACGACCAAUCCCCAGAGGAUUCCCCUUUUUUCCUUCUCAAGACACAGACAGCCGCCAGAUUACUGCAGUAAAUGUAUUGGCUUUCAGAGACUUAACUUAUUAUGUUUUUUAAACCAAAGAAGGCUUGGUAUUAGCUCGGCCCUAUCAGAUGCCUAGAGUGUGGGCCGCUGGAUUUUUGUAACUCUGAAAACAAAGGAUCAGGAAGAGAGGAGCACAAGGCAGGGGAGAGAUUCUGUGACAUGUAGGAGUCAUAUAGGUGCGUUCUUUAAAGACGUUUGGAGAUUAACCUCCGGGCUCUGUCUGUGUCUGUGGAAGUCAGACAAGAGGUCAACUAAGUGGCCUUCUCUCCCCUCGGGACAGUAAGGACAUACUCGACUCCCGCUGAGUGUGGGCCAAAGAUCCUCCGACUCAAGCAGGAUUACAGCUCUGGGCUCUUCUUUUAGGACAGUGUGACGGACGGGUGAGGUGUUUCUUUGAAUUACACGGUUGGAACAAGGGAGUAUCUGCUUUUAUUCCAAUUCACACAGGUUGAUAAGGGCAUGAUUGCUUUAGCCUCUGUCGCCCAGAGUCACACAGGACAGUUAGUGAAGGAGGUUGAUUUGAGUGCUUGAACUCUCAGCAUGUGAAGUCUGGUUAUGAGUAUGUUGUUCAUCCUCCCUAAAGGCAUAACACUGUCUCAAAUUCAUCAUCGCAGCUAGUAGUUACCCACAUAAUAGAAGUGUGUUGGUCUGGUAUCUCAACCCCUAGUAAUUCUCCAUCUCCCUGAACCCCUGGUUUUUCUCACUCUCCCUGAAACCCUGGUAUUUCUCCCUCUCCCUGAACACCUGGUUUUUCUCCCUCUCCCUGAACACCUGUUUUUUCUCCCUCUCACUGAACACCUGGUUUUUCUCCCUCUCCCUGAACUCCUGGUAUCUCUCCCUGAAGUCUGGUAUGAGGCGUGUGGCUGCCAGCAGCCCCUCCUAGAGCACCAGCCUCAGAGACUUGCAGGCAGAGGCCUGGGACUGUGGUCAGAAGCAAACUGAAAAGGCUGCUUUAACCCUGACGCAACUGCGUUCAAAGGUCCACUACAAGUAACUAAUGAAGCCAGGCUACGACACGUGGGAGGGCCUCACCAGUGGACAAGGUUUUAAAAGAACCUUGUCAGUGUUCUCUACAAGAUCAACAUUAUUACAGAAAGUGAUAUCCAUUACUCCACUCGCUAAAGUAAACAAAGGAAAAGUCCAUUAUUUGCCUGCCUCCUGCCAGGGUUGACUUACUGGGGUUUUUGUGUCAGCAGUUUUCUAAUCAGCAUAUUGAUCAGCAUCUUGUUGGUUAAAAAUACAGCAGAACAUUGUUCAUCUGCUGGAACAUACUUCGUAUGUUUGUAAACAGGGUUUUGCCUGCUGUUCAGAUCAGUUUAUGGUGUUGAGAAUCAUCUCUUCUUUGUUAUUAAAGACAGAUCUAAAUGUAUUUAAUCAAAAUAUGACAUGAUCAAGUAGCACUCAUGUUGUAGCAAGACACAAGAGUGAGAGUAAAUACCCUGAAACACUCUUACAAAACCUUGACUGAUAUUUAUUUGGUCAUUGUUGAUGUGGACUAAAAUUAGACGGUUCCAGAAUGGUAGGUUUUGGAACUUGGAAUUUUGAUGACUAUGAAAAGUCCAAGGUCUGUAGAUUUUUUUUUUAUCCAGUUACUUUGUAACUGAAUGUUCCAGAUAAAGAUAUGUUUUGCAAGACCCCCUACAUGUUUUUCUAUGAAUACAGCAAUCCAAUCUCAAGCAAAGAAAACCUCCUCAGAGUACCUAGACUCUAACAGCUAAAUGGUAUAUUCUCCUCAACAGAGAAUCAAAUACAUUUUGUGCUUUCUUUUAAUAAAUGGUUUCAGUGUACGACCACAGGAGGGAUAUUUGUUGCUGGAACUGGACUUAUUCAUGAGCUGAUGUUUUAUAAACCAAAUAUCCAAAACAACUGUCAAACCUAGCAUCUCUGAACACUUAGAAGGGCUGGGGGAUUCCAGGAACUGAGCUGCAUACUUUUCUCCACCAUUUCUCCUGACUUAAUCCAGCUGGAUAUGGAUGACAACAAACAGCAGAAAAUGGGACUGAAAUUGCAAACAGCACAUGAUAACGAGAGAUUAAAAUAGACUGCUCCAUUACCAGUUGACCCUAAGCAACCUGGUGGCGGAAUUCUAUUAAAAAAGAAUCGACAACCUAGAGCCAACACAACAUUACUUUUGAGGCACACGAUCUCCCUCUGAGCAUUUGAAAAUAUUUGAGGAUCUAUUUUCGUCACAGAGGUUUUGGGGCUUUGUUUUGGGGAACCCAUCAGAAUGAACCUGGGAAAGAUCCCUGGCCUGAAAGGCCUAGUGACUGGCUCUCAGGGCAGACGUCGUUUCAAAGGUGACCUCACCCUAGACAUGAUCAGCCCUCCCCUGGGCGACUUCCGGCACACCAUGCACGUAGGCCGCGGCGGGGACGUGUUUGGGGACACCUCGUUCCUAAGCAACCAUGGUGGGUCAGCCAAUGGGGACGCUGACUCUGUCACAAGCCCUGAUAACAAGAUCGGAGCAUUCUUCUCCCGGACCCUCCGGCAUGUACGGAAAACGCCGGAGCGUCCACGGGGUGGAUCCAAGGAUCUGUCCCCGCCACCGCCUCCCAUCUCCCCCAUCGUUAAGAACGCAGUGUCCCUCCCUAGGUUAGAUGUGGACUCACCGAACGGCUGCCCUGUUAAAAACCUCUUCCCCGCCUCUCCCACCUCCCUGGAGGAGACCACGUAUGGUUAUGGUCUGGAGUCGGGUUUCAUCACUCUGCCUCGCCUGUCACGCUCAGCAGAGCAUCAGUCACAGCAGAGAGGAUCUACUUCCUGUACCCUGAACACCCACGGAGUUUCAUUCACCGACAUCUUGUCCUCUUCAACUGACCCCGCCCCGACCUCUGAGCCUGGUAACAUGACCCGCUCCAACUCCCUGAACUCCAUGGCCUCCUUCAUCUUUGACCUGGGACCCUCCCUCAUGAGUGAGGUUUUCGGCGUGAUUGACAGCCCCAGCGACCACCCAGAGCCAAUCCAUUCCUGGGAGGAGGAGGAGCCGAGUGGCUCCGCAUUCGGGUUUGCGACCAAUGAGGGCUCGGAGAUGGACUCAGAGAUGGAUGCCACUACUGCUUCAUUGGUGGAUUCUCUGCUUCGAGAGGACUGUAGCAGUAGCAGGAAGAGUCCAUAUGGGAUGGAGUGGGAAGAGGAAGAAGAGGAGGCUAGAAAAAAUGAGGUGAAUGGAGUUGAGCAGCAUCCUAAAGGGGCAGUUCCGGAUUUGGUGAUGGGUUCUCCUUCUAGACAGAGGCCUGCUAUGGAUAGUGAGAAGUUCCUGGGUGCCACUGAUGUGUUGGGGAUACUCUAUGGGGUUGGAGGGCUCCUAAAGGGGCAGCAGAGGAUGGAUCUGGGGGAAGAGGUGACCAUGGGCCAGACCACGAAGAAAACACCCUACGUCUGCAUUACAUCCGAUGAGGAGGAGGAAAUUAAAGUUUGAACAGCCUUGUUUAUAAUGCAUUUGACAAGAAUUAUUCACUAGAAAUUUUGGAUCCUUGGUUAAUUCUGUUAAACCUUAUAUGUCUUAAGGAACAUUUUGGUCAAUGAGGCUGGCUCUAUUGACAUUACUAUCAUAUUCUGACAUGAUUACUUGUACAAAUGUAAUAAGAAAUCAGAACUCACUUUAAAGACAUUUAUUUUUUUUACUCCCCUGAAAUCUGGUGGGAAAGUGUUAGUUGAAAAACUCAUUGAAUAAGUAUGGAUGUUGAAAGUUCACCAAUUAACAUAUUUUAUGCUAGGAGCUAGAACAGGCUAAAAAUAGCUAGCUACAAGUGCUUUCAAAAGUGGUCACUGGAACCAGUGUUACACCAAGACAUGUGAUAGAAAUUGUGAGAAUGUACCAGAGAAAGUGCUCAUUGGCAGUGGUAUAGUGGUCAGCGAAAUUUGUGGGUCGCAGUAAAAAAGUUAUUUGUUGGUUGCAGUAAAAAAAAAAAAAAAAAAAAAAA